Molecule: messenger RNA, 1669 nt
Organism: Manis pentadactyla (Chinese pangolin)
Lineage: Eukaryota; Metazoa; Chordata; Mammalia; Pholidota; Manidae
Product: olfactory receptor 1J4-like
Biological process (GO): G protein-coupled receptor signaling pathway
Cellular component (GO): membrane
Molecular function (GO): olfactory receptor activity; G protein-coupled receptor activity
Source: RefSeq, a predicted model, not a curated record
AUGGUACCACUACAUCAGAGCCAUUGCCACCGAGGUCAUGAUGAUGGUACUGAUGACAGUGGCGCUUACAACUGUACAUAUGAAUCUACAGUUUUCAGAGCCCAACUUCCCAAAGAUGAUGACCAAGUAAAGGCCCUGUGUGCCAGGACUGGGGUAAGAUUUUCCUUCAAUUGUUCUACUUUAAAUGAAAAUCAGAAACCAAACGGCAUCCCUGACCUCCUGCUCCUGGGCCUCUCUGAGCAUUCAGAACAGCAGCCUCUCCUGUUUGGGAUCUUCCUGGGCAUGUACCUGCUCACUGUGUCGGGGAACCUGCUCACCAUCCUGGCCAUCGGCUCUGACCCUCGCCUCCACACCCCCAUGUACUUCUUCCUGGCCAACCUGUCCUUCAUCGACACCUGCUUCUCCUGCACCAUUGUCCCCAAGGUGCUGGUGAACAUCCAGACACAGCACCACACCAUCUCCCACACCAGGUGCCUCCUGCAGAUGUACUUCUUCAUGGCACUGGCCCUGCUGGAUGACUUCCUGCUGGCUGUGAUGGCAUGUGACCGCUACGUGGCCAUUUGCCUUCCUCUCCACUACACCACGAUCGUGAGCCCCCAGCGCUGCCUGCUGCUGGUCACUGUGUGCUGGCUCUGCUCCCACCUCCUGGCCUUCCCACUCACUCUCCUGAUUACCAAAUUUAUGGGGCGAGAAAACCAGAGCAGCGUGUCCGAGUUCCUCCUCCUGGGGCUCCCCUUCCCCCCGGAGCAGCAGGGUGUGCUCUUCGCCCUGUUCCUGGGCAUGUACCUGACCACAGUGCUGGGGAACCUGCUCAUCAUCCUGCUCAGGCUGGACUCGCGCCUCCACACCCCCAUGUACUUCCUCCUCAGCCACCUGGCACUCUCUGACGUCUCCUUUGCAUCGAUCGCUGUCCCAAAGAUGCUGACGAACACGCAGAGGCAGUGCCGAUCUAUCACAUAUUCUGGGUGCAUUUCACAGGUGUAUUUCUUUGUAUUCUUUGGUUCUCUUGACAGCUUUCUUCUCACAGUGAUGGCGUAUGACAGGUAUGUGGCCAUCUGUCACCCUCUCCACUACACCAGCAUCAUGAGGGACGAGGUGUGUAUCCUCCUUGUGGUUGGGUGCUGGUUGUUUUCUUUUGCCCGGGCUCUGAUGCACACCCUCCUUAUGAACCACCUGUCCUUCCAUGCAGGGACGAUCAUUCCCCACUUCUUUUGUGAUCUUGCUGUUGUGCUCAAGUCCUCCUGCUCAAACACCUCCCUCAAUGAGCUGCUCAUCCUCCCUGAAGGCGGAUUAGUCCUCUUUCUGUUAGUGAGUGGGAUCUUGGGCUCAUAUGUCCACAUUACAGUCAUCAUCCUGAAGGUCCCCUCCCUCCAAAAAUUCUCCAAAGUCUUGUCUACAUGUGGCUCUCACCUCUCUGUAGUGCUUUUAUACUAUGGGACAAUUGCAGGUGUUUACUAUUUCCCUGCAUCAGGGAAGUUUGAAGACAAGAACAUAAUUUCUUCUGUGAUGUACAUGGUGGUCACCCCCAUGCUGAACCCCUUCAUCUACAGCCUGAGGAAUAACGAUAUGAAACGUGCUCUUCAGAAAAUAUUCAGAUCCAAGAAUGCCCCCUGGGGUCAUUAAUUCAAUCCCCCUGUGCUGGGCACUCAUGGGAGCUGUAAAGUAGCUC